Molecule: messenger RNA, 3657 nt
Organism: Insectozyma verbasci
Lineage: Eukaryota; Fungi; Ascomycota; Pichiomycetes; Serinales; Debaryomycetaceae
Source: the annotation of a GenBank genome assembly
AUGAUUUCAAAUGAUCACUCAAUUGUAAAUAAACACGAAAGAAAUACGUUACUUAAUUCUCCAAUAUCUUCAAGUACAACUACAACUACAACAGCAAAUUCAAACUCAAAUUCAAAUUCAAAUGGAAAUAUAGUAAAAGGUUCACCACCACAAUUACCACAAUCUUCAGAUGAUAUUGACUCUGGUGUUUCUAAUGGUGAUGUGGAUUGGUUAUUUCGUGGUAAAUCAAAGAAAUUAAUUAAAAAGAUGAAUAUGAAUAAUACUGCAAAAGAAUUAAAUCCAGAACUACAAAAACAAAAAGAAAAAGAGCAAUUAAAAGAGAAAGAGCAAUUAAAAGAGAAAGAGAAAGAGCAAUUAAAAGAGAAAGAGAAAGAGAAAGAAGUGCCUAAGGAGAAGGAAGGAAGUUUAAAAUUGGAUAAAUUAAAAAUUGGAAAUAGAUCAAGAUCAUCUUCAACUUCAUCAAUCUCCCAGAAUAAAGAACAACCUGCAAGCACAAAGACUAAAAGAUCAAGUAGUUUUAAUUUUAUGGCUCCUUCAUUAACUUCAGAUUUAGUAUAUAAUGAUCAUGAAUCAAUAUUAAAUUCUCAAAAAGAAACAACCACACAACAACAACAACAACAACAACAACAACAACAACAACAACAACAACAACAACAACAACAACAACAACAAUCGAGCUCAAAUAAUUCACCACCUGGUGUUUCAAGAUCAAAUAGUGGUAGAAAAAGUGGAAGUGGUUUAUUUAGUUCAUUAUCUUCAAAAUUUAAAAAUGAAAAAAACUCCGAUAAACCUGAUCCUAGUCUAACACAACCUAUUAGUCCUAAAUUGAAUCCAAAUUUAAUUGGUUCUGGAGCAAAUGCAAAUGCAAAUAAAAUUAAUGAAGAUUUAAUUUCAUUAACUAAUAAACCACCAGUUGGUCAAGGUAUACCAAAAAGAAAAUCUUCAUUAGCUUCAAAAUUAUCACAAUCUCCAACAUUUAAAGAAUCAUAUCAAGAAACAAAUUCAAAUGUGAAACCACCAACUGGAGGAUACAAUUUUUUCAGAAGAAAAUCUUCAGUAGCAUCAAAUACACAAUUACCACAACGCCAAGCACCACCUGAAAAAGUUGUACUUAAUAAAAAUCCAAAUAAAUCAAAAGCAAAACUCCCGAUCUCAGAAUUAGAUAAAAUUUCAUUAUCACGAGUAUCUUUUGCAAUUGAUAAAUUAGAAUAUGAUUCACAACAACAAAUACCAAGUAGAAGACCUAAAAAAGGAAAUGUAAUCAUCCCACAAGAUAUAAAUGCACCAUUACCAAGAUUAUGUCAAGGUAUAUCAUCAGCAGAAACAAAACCACCAUCACAAUAUAGUGAGCGAGAAAUUCAAUUAGCAUUUGAAGCUCAGAAAAGAGCAGUAAUGGAAGCUGAAAAACAUGCAAAUGAAGCACAUAUCCAAGCAAAAAAGAUUGCAAAUGAAGUUGCACAAUAUAAAUUAAAAAAUCACAAUGCAAUAGAAGAAGAGGAAAUAGAUGAUAAAUUUGUUAAUGAAAAGGUUAUUGAGAAACCACUACAUGUACAUGAACAACAUUUUGAAGAUGAAACAAGUACUGAAAAUGGAAGUGAAAAUAUAUCAUUAGAGACGAUAUAUACUAGAUGUUGUCAUUUACGAGAAAUUCUACCAAUUCCAGCAACUUUAAAACAAUUGAAAAAUAAGACAGCACCAUUGGAAGUUUUAAAAAUGUUGAAUCCUAAACCUACAUUAAUUGAUGUUUUAUCAUUUGCUGAUUUCAUAUCAAUUGUUUCAAUAAAUACAAUUAUAUUUGAUAAUGUUUCAAUGAAUACCGAAAUGUUGAAAAUUUUCCUAUCUUCGAUUAUAAAUUCAACAAGUAUUGAAAAGUUAUCAUUAAGAAAUGUUGCAAUAGAUAGUACUGGAUGGAAAUAUUUAUGUAAAUUUUUAGCUACAAAUAAGAAACUCAAAAAAUUGGAUAUAUCACAACAGAGAAUUAAGAAUGAGAAUGAAUCUGAAAUAUUGAGAUCAAAUAUGAAUUGGGAUUUAUUUAUACAAAGUAUCCAAUAUCGUGGAGGAAUUGAAGAAUUGGUGAUAAAUGGAUGUAAAUUAAGUGAUGUCGUCUUUGAAAAAUUAAUCAAUGUGAUAAAAUAUGAAACUAGAAGAUUUGGGAUUGCUUCAGUUGAAUUAAAUAUGAAAAAAGCUGAACUUGUAUCUCAAUGGUUGAUUGAUCCAAUUUCAAAAUGUGUUGGAGUAGAUAUUGCUUUUAAUGAUUUAUCACUGAAUCAACUCCAACCAUUCAUAAAUGCAUUUAAUACGGGAAAAGUUACAAAUUUACUAUACUUUUCACUUAAUUCGACACAUUUAGAAGAUAUAAGUGAAGUAACUGAAUUAAUUGCAAGUCUAGUUAAUGUACAAUCAUUAAGAUUCUUGGACUUAUCAUCACUUCCUAAAUUAUAUCCAAAUAUUAUCCCAUCAUUAUCUAAAUAUUUACCACGUUAUACUAAUCUAAAAAGAGUACAUUUUGAUCUUAAUGAUUUAUCACCACAUGCAAUGGGUUCAUUAGCUAUGAUACUCCCUACAAUUCCACAUUUAGUACAUGUUUCAUUAUUAGGAAAUAGAAAUUUAACUCGUGAAGCAGUUGCAACUAUAUAUUCAGCUGUAAAAGCUUCAAGUACACUAUUUGCUUUGGAUUUAGAUUAUGAUUUAAUUUCAGAAGAGUCACAAUUGUCACAAAGAAUUGCGUUUUAUCUUAUGAGAAAUAUGGACAAGAGUUUAAAACCAGAGUAUUCAGAAUCAUUCAACAGUCAAGAAGAUUUAAUCUUUGAUGGUUCAUUACUUAUGGAAACAGCAGAGAAAAUUCUUAAUAAAGAAUCAAAUCCAAAUGACAAGAAUCAAAAAAUUAUCAAUAAUACCAUGUUGGAAAGGACAAAGAAAAUUAGAAACGACAUUCAUAAAACUAUUGAUGAAUUAUUUCAAAAGCGUAAAAAUGGAGAAUUAUCAUUUGAAGGUAAAGAAAAUCUUGUUCGAUUUUGUCUUUUAGAUAAUUCAUUAGAGAAACUUGUUCAUUUGUUCGAAGAACAUAAUCAACAAUUACUACAUCAAUCAUCAAAUGAACUUAUAAAUUCAGGACCAAUUAUAAGUCCACGAAAUCAUAAUAAAAACAUGACUUCAUAUUUUCCAAAUACAAAUUUACAACCUCAUCAAAUUGUCAUAUCUGAAUCUGAAUCAGUUCCAAUUGAUAAAUUAACUGGUCGUCCAAUAUUAAUGAAAUCGUUAUCUCAGACAAGUUUAUAUGCUAAAGAACAAGAGAUUGAAGAAGGUGAGUUUCAUAAAUUUGGUUUUUACAUGCAGAGUGAAAAACUGAAGAGUGAAAAACCAUUGUUGAAUGUGAUACCUUCGGGUAUGGAAUUAAGAGAUGCAAUUAAAGCAGCAAAGGGGAUUGAAAAUGUUAAUGAUUUGAUUGAAAAGAUAGUUAAGAAAUCGGAAAGGAAUGAUUAUAAAGAAAGUGUUGAAAAUAUUGAUAAAGAAAAGGAAGUAGUUAAAGAAGUUGAAAUUGAUGAUUAUGAAUCUAUUAAUUCAACGGAACAUGAUCCUGUUGUUGAAGUUGAUGAAGUUUAUGAUAAAUUAUUAAAUGAUGCUGAGAAAGUAAGAUCAAAUAAAGAUGCAACUUGA